UUCUGCCGUGUUUCUCUAAGUUUUAAGUCGUCUGCUCAGUCUCGACCAACGGAGAAGUUUUCGUCUUUCUCCGAGUGUGUUUAUAGGUACUUAAUAUAUUUUUUGUUUUCCAUUUUCAUUAUCAUUCAUCACUAUGGAAGAUUUAGAUCUAAGCGACCAUAGAGUUACUUCAGAAGUGCAUGUAUUUAGUGAAGGAGAAUCUCUCAAGAAUGAAGAAAAUAUUGUUAUCUCGAGCUUCAAUUUUAGUCUACCUCCAAAACUUGCCUUAAGUGCUACUCAUAAUGCAAAUCAAGAAACAACUGCAGAUGAUGACGGAGAUCUACUGGUUUGCAGAAAGGACUUCACACCUGACUUCACCCUUUCUAUAAAACAUCACAUCAACACCUCACUGGACAUGGUGGGAUUACAAGUCUGGAGAGGCGCUUUUUUGUUAGCUGAUUUUUUAUUACACUCUGCAACAAAUGAAGAUAAAAACUUAAAAAUUUUUCAUGAUGAUAUUGUGAUUGAGCUUGGAGCUGGUACUGGUUUGACAAGUAUUGUUGCUGGAAUGGUUGCUGGCCAUGUUGUGAGUACAGAUAUUUCGAAAGGAAAUAUUCUCUCUUUGAUUGAAACAAAUAUUGAACAAAAUUCAAAGUGGAUUAGUGGCCAGGUGGAAGCAAUAGAGCUGGACUUUUACAAUUCAAACUAUUCUGACAAGCUAGUUAGUCUUAUUGAGAACUCUAACCUCCUAAUAGCUGCAGAUGUUGUGUAUCACGAUGAAUUGACGGAUGCGUUUUUAUCCACUUUGAAGAGACUGAUGGUUACAGGUCGUCCAAAAACUGCCGUAAUUGCUCUUGAAAAAAGAUUUGUGUUUACUUUGGCCGAUUUGGAUAUAGAAGCACCGUGUUACGAUUAUUUUCAUGAAAACCUUUUAAGGGAGUUGAAUGCAUACGACAUUUUGCAGCUCGACACUAGUCAAAUACCUCAAUACUUUUGCUAUGAACGAGUCAAAGAGCUGGUCUUGUUCAAAAUUCAAAACAAAAGCUCGUUGCCUUAGUUGUUAAAUGCUCAACAAAUAGAAUUUAUUCUUCAUCAUCGAACUAAUCAUGUAAAUAGAUAGGGAUGUUUUAAGCGUGUGAAUAUUAAGUCACUGGUUAUGA
This is a messenger RNA of Daphnia pulex (common water flea), 1139 nucleotides long. RefSeq names its product methyltransferase-like protein 22. The record is from RefSeq and is a predicted model, not a curated record. Gene Ontology annotation, cellular component: nucleus. Lineage: Eukaryota; Metazoa; Arthropoda; Branchiopoda; Diplostraca; Daphniidae. Gene Ontology annotation, molecular function: protein methyltransferase activity. The transcript is spliced from 6 exons. Gene Ontology annotation, biological process: protein methylation. The coding region runs from base 134 to 1036 and encodes 300 amino acids.